AUGGCGAAAAUGGAGGCCAGUGGAUCAGAUGAUGUUGAAAAACUGAAAUCCAAAUUCUUAUCAGCUUGGAAUAAUAUGAAAUACAGUAAGUGGAUCAACAUUUUUAAACCAUUCUUAAAACAAAUGGUCUCUUCAUAUCUAGAAGGCAAUAAAAAAUAUUUGAAAUGGUCACUUUAAGGAACAUCACUGCCAUUAAAAUAUUAUUGGUAAGCUGAUGGUGCUUUGACCAAUAAAAUUCACUGCAGCUCUAAGACGGCCCCUCAGAGCUGUCAAUCAUGCAUCCAGAAUUCCCAGCUACAGCUCCUAUAUCACUUUUUUUUUUUUUUUUUAAUGGUGUUGAUAUAUACAAUAGCUAUCCUACCAUCCACUAAUACUUUAUAGACGUCUGAUAAUGUAAAAGGCCUAUAAGCCGGUAUUAAAUUCUAAAACAUUUCAAAGCAGUUUUAUUUUCAAAAUAUAUUGAUCACUCCAGAAAGUAAAUAAUUUCCUUUAUUAAAAUAGUCACCAUAUGUAUGCUUAUGCUGUCUUGAAUUAAGGCACUUCAUCAGUAAACUGCUUGAUUGAUACUUAAAACUGAUUAUCUGUUGUGUUAGUAUAUUCAAUGUAAUUGUUUAAUCAUUGAUUUAAAUGAAAAUAAAAUGCUGCAUGUUUUUCACAUUGCGGUUUUUUUUGUGUUGCAUUGCUGACAUCUCAUUUCUAUUCAUUCCUUUUGACCACAAGUAAUGAAGGGGACAACUACACAGUGUGUUGUGCGUUUGUUUUUUGUUUUUCUUUUGUGUGUGUUUUAAACUUUAUUUCAUUGUUUAUGUGAAGUUCUUGUCUACUAAAAUCUUGCAUGUGCAGUGAGUGCGUAAUCAGUCAAGUGUGGUCGCUAUUCUGAGAUGGACAUGUUUCCAGUGUAGUUGGUAUUCUGAGAUGGACAUGUUUCCAGUGUAGUUGGUAUUCUGAGAUGGACGUGUUUCCAGUGUAGUUGGUAUUCUGAGAUGGACGUGUUUCCAGUGUAGUUGGUAUUCUGAGAUAGACGUGUUUCCAGUGUAGUUGGUAUUCUGAGAUGGACAUGUUUCCAGUGUAGUUGGUAUUCUGAGAUGGACGUGUUUCCAGUGUAGUUGGUAUUCUGAGAUGGACGUGUUUCCAGUGUAGUUGGUAUUCUGAGAUGGACGUGUUUCCGGUGGAGUCUGUAUUCUGAGAUGGACGGUUUCCGGUGGAGUCUGUAUUCCGGUGGAGUCUGUAUUCUGAGAUGGACGUGUUUCCGGUGGAGUCUGUAUUCGGAGAUGGACGGGUUUCCGGUGGAGUCUGUAUUCGGAGAUGGACGGGUUUCCGGUGGAGUCUGUAUUCGGAGAUGGACGGGUUUCCGGUGGAGUCUGUAGCUUUAUCUAGGAAGGCUAUGUGAGCAACAAAGACUCUGUAUACUGGAAAACACCAACAGAUAAGAGGAUGGAAGUUUACACGCUUCGAUUGUUUGGUUAUAGGGUUAUAUAACAACAACAAAAACUGUAUUUUCAUAAACUGUUUUUGGUUAGAGUAACACUUUAAUUAUAGAUCUCUUUUAGGAACAGAAACUUGCUGAAGUGCUCUGUGGAAGUGUUUUAUUUAUUUAUUUUUAUACUAAAAGUGGACGCUUUCCUUCCUUCUAGUUCAGCUCCAUAGAGCUAUACUCUGGCACGCGCCCAGGGCACUGUCUAUUAAAGACCUUUCCAUUAAGUGUAGUGCAGCUCAUUGAGAAGUUUGUGAUUGGACAGCAUUUCAUGGAGUGUAAUAUGCGCUUCUGGUUGGUACGUAUCCUCAAUGAAAAGCAUUUGAUUGGCAUUCCAUGGCACAGACAUGAAAGUCUUCCUGGAAAUGAAGGGGAGGGCUGUAAACUAGAUCUGAAUCUAUUGCAAGUUAUUUCCUAUACCCGUAAAAAACAUGCAAACAUAAUUACCUGUUUGUUUCUUUUGGGGUGUAUCUACAGACUAUAUAUUUUUGCAAUCUGUUUAUACACAGCCCAAUUCAGUUUUGUAAUUUGGGCUGUUUGCAGUGAUCAGCCUCUGCUGUACUUUCUGUCUGCCUGGUUGACGGGGCUGUUAUAUAGUGUCAGUAUUUUUAAUAAUCCCUGCCUUAAUAAGACAUUCUCAUUUGAGAAUUGUUGCUGGCUACUACAUUAGUUUUGCAAAAGUGUACCAAAAAAAUGUACAAAACAUUCUUUUGUUAAUUAUGGAAAAGUGAUUUUUGACAGAUGGGGGAUUCACCAUCACUUAGUUCUACACAACAGCGCUUAGUGCAGAGGAGCUAUACAAAGUGAUUUGGCAGUUAGUGCAGAGGAGCUAUACAAAGUGAUUUAGCGGUUAGUGCAGAGGAGCUAUACAAAGUGAUUUAGCGGCUAGUGCAGAGGAGCUAUACAAAGUGAUUUAGCGGCUAUUGCAGAGGAGCUAUACAAAGUGAUUUAGCGGCUAUUGCAGAGGAGCUAUACAAAGUGAUUUGGCGGUUAGUGCAGAGGAGCUAUACAAAGUGAUUUGGCGCUUAGUGCAGAGGAGCUAUACAAAGUGAUUUGGCGGUUAGUGCAGAGGAGCUAUACAAAGUGAUUUAGUAGUUAGUGCAGAGGAGCUAUACAAAGUGAUUUGGCAGUUAGUGCAGAGGAGCUAUACAAAGUGAUUUAGCGGUUGGUGCAGAGGAGCUAUACAAAGUGAUUUAGCAGUUAGUGCAGAGGAGCUAUACAAAGUGAUUUAGCAGUUAGUGCAGAGGAGCUAUACAAAGUGAUUUAGCGCUUAGUGCAGAGGAGCUAUACAAAGUGAUUUUUAUUUAAUUACUUUCACUUUUGACGUCUGUAGGUUCUGCUUUACCCUACAUUUUUCAGUUUUGCUCUAUGGAAAUCACAAGCAAACAAACAUUUUGACAUUCAUUUAAUGCAAAUGUAGUCUAUAGAUUGCCUUGCAAAUAAAAUUCCCAUAAUCCUUAGCUGGUGCCUUACUUGUAGGUGAUCCCCGUGUCUGUAUUAUGUUCUGAUGUUACAAACAAUGCCGGCCAUUCAAAGUCUAUAUUUCAAAAUCUUAAAGUGUUUUGUUUUUUCCAUUUUGUUUCACUCAACUUAUUGUCUUUUUUUUUUUUUUUAAAGGCUGGGUUCUUAAAACAAAAACCUAUUUUAGACGGAAUUCUCCUGUCUUUCUUCUCGGCAAAUGCUACCACUUCAAGGGUGAAGGUAAUGAAUUGGCCUAGUGAUUGUUUAAUCCUGUCAGAGUAAUAUCUCGGUGUCACUUCUAUAUUUUUAAAUUAAAAGUAGACGUUAAAUAAUAGUGUAAUAGAUAAAAAAAAAUUUUUUUGGUAUUUUUCUGAUAUCACCCGUCUCCCUUCUUUUCAUUACAGAAUCCAGCGAAUCUUCACCUGAAGGCUCAGACUCUGGCUCCAUAAACAGUGAUGACAACUGGGGGAAUGUAGAAGAGUUUAGGAAAGACUUUAUUUCCAGGAUAUGGCUGACGUACCGCCAAGAAUUCCCCCCAUUAGAAGAAUCCGUGUGGACGACUGACUGCGGUUGGGGUUGUACUUUGAGAACUGGUCAGAUGUUGCUGGCACAAGGAUUACUCCUUCAUUUCCUAGGAAGAGGUUGGUUGACAUUAGUAGGCUUUUUUUUUUUUAUAGAUUUUUAACUUGACACAUUCCCACACAUGCUCCAUUCCAUAUAGAAGUCAGAUAGUGUACCAUCCACUGAAUUCUCUGCACAUCCCUGGGUUUAGUGAGAAACUACCACUAUUACCAACCGCAAACAUUAUCCCAAACUGAGCUGGACAAUUUGAUAGAGAAAUCUUGCAGUUUUUACAUCGCAGCGACCAAACUGGAUUAUAAAUAAAAAGAGCAGACCACCACCAUGGUUACUGGUACUGCUUAGAGCAGUGAUGGGUGACUUGCUUAGAACCAUGGGAUAUGUAGUUUAAUUUUUAAGGAAGAGGGUUGAGAUGGGACACAAAGGUAAAUAUUGGAUUGAUUGAAAUGGAAGGAAUAUCGAAUGGUUUUGCAUUUCACAAGAAUUUGAUGUAGACAUCCCUGUUCAGACAGCUUGCACCCAAAGGUUUAAAGCAGGGGUCCUCAAACUGUGACCUUCUAGAUGUUGCUGAACUACAACUCCCAUGAUUCUGUGAAUUACAUAGAUAGCCAGAUAAUCAUGGGAGUUGUAGUUCAGCAACAUCUGGAGGGCCACAGUUUUUGGACCUCUGGUUUAAAGGAACACUCACAUCCCUUUAACCACUUCUGCUCAUUGAAGUUAUAGGGGAAGCAGUGUCCAGGCUUUGCCUUGCCUUCAAGGGUUAAGCUGUUAUGCAAGUCUGGGCACCUUAUGGGAAAAAAGAGCCCAGGUUCUCCUGUCCCUAUACAAAAUCAAUAUGAUACCGCACUUCACUUAUAUUUGCAAAAAAUAUUUUUAUUGCCACAAAAGAUCAGGUUAGAAGAUAUGAAAAACAAAUUAUAGAAAAUAUAUAAGCACAAAAUGCUGACCAGCAACUCCUGUCCCUGUCCCUAUAAUGUCUUUAAUGAGCUAAAUUUAAAUUCUGAGAUAAUAGGUGUAUGAUUCUGGAAGGUGAAGCAGUCGUAUAUUUACAUUCUGUAACCUAUAAUCUACUAUUUUGAACUUUUUUGUCACACUGUUUUCUUGUAUGCUAUUUCAGACUGGAUCUGGCCAAACUCCGUGGACUUUGUCAAUGCUGACCCUUUCUCUUUGUUUUCAAAUACGUCUCAGAGACUUGCUGCUCCUUUCGAAACCUCUUUGCCUGAAACUAGAGACACUAUCUCAUCUUGCAAGCCAUUAACAAACAAGAAUGUUAAUGUAGAUACUACUGAGUUCUAUCACAGGAAAAUAGUCUCAUGGUUUGCCGACUGCCCAGCGGCGUAUUUUGGUAUCCAUAAAUUAGUUCAACUUGGUAAGAAUUCCGGUAAAGUGGCUGGAGACUGGUAUGGACCAGCGGUGGUCUCUCAUCUCCUGAGGCAAGUGUUCUAA
Messenger RNA from Pelobates cultripes (western spadefoot toad), 4960 nucleotides. The record is from the annotation of a GenBank genome assembly. Lineage: Eukaryota; Metazoa; Chordata; Amphibia; Anura; Pelobatidae.